This is a messenger RNA of Ceraceosorus guamensis, 1226 nucleotides long. RefSeq lists its product as hypothetical. The record is from RefSeq and is a predicted model, not a curated record. Bases 7 to 1179 code for a protein of 390 amino acids. The transcript has 4 exons. Lineage: Eukaryota; Fungi; Basidiomycota; Exobasidiomycetes; Ceraceosorales; Ceraceosoraceae.
UCGAGGAUGCCUCGACUCUAUCUUGCCGUCGACUGUGGAGGGACAAAAGCUGCUGCUGCAAUUUGCGACGAGCAGGGCAUGGUCAGAGGUCGAGGAUUUGGAGGACCAGCGAACUACACAGACGUUGGCCUACGCGCGUUCUUGAGAAGCGUCGAUGCUGCGGUUCGCGAAGCGCUGUUCGCUGCUGCAGACGAUGAUACGACACGGCUGGCCAACAAGCAAGGAACACCCUUUGAGGCAGCUUGGUUUGGUAUUGCUGGCGUCGACAGCCCUGGCGAUGUUGCUGCGCUCACGCCCCAUCUGGCCUCGCUACUCGGAUUGCCUCACCCUUCACCGCGGCUCAUCGUUGCCAACGACACUUCUUUGUUGGCUUCUCCCGUCACAGAUCCCGCGUAUCCAGAUACGAGAUCAGGAGUGGUGGUGAUUGCAGGCACGGGAAGUAUCGUGAUGAGUUUCGGCCGAAGGGAAGACGGUCUACUAAGGACCUUAGGCCGAGUAGGUGGCUUCGGAUGGCUGCUUGGCGAUGAAGGAAGCGGCUACGCCGUUGGAAGAGACGCAGUCAGACUCGUCCUCGACCAGGCAGAUCGUGAGAGGUUGAUGGGUGACGAUGCCGCUGGCACCAGCUCCGUUGCGCUAGGUCAAGACGUGCACCUGCUCAGAGAUCGCAUUCUCCAGCAUUGGGGCAUCAAGUCAACUGACGAUCUGCUCAUGGCGGUGUACUCGAACGAUCCUCUGCAGCAGUCGCCAAUGAUGCCACCACACGCAGUAGCCAACGCGGUUGGCGAACGCAAGCAUCGCAUCGCCUCGCUCACACCGCUCGUUUUCCACUUGGCCUUCAAUCACGACGACUCGCUUUGCCUCGCGAUCCUGCGCAGACAAGCUUCGCAGAUCGCUUCUCAGAUCUGCGAGGUCCUUCGACCGCCCGACACUUCUCGAGCUCACUUGCGAGCGGACCGAAGCGUGCUGUGCUGCGGUGGAAGUCUUGUUGGCGUGUCAAAGUACAGGCAGAUUUUGGUGGAAGAAUUGGCAAAGCUUGGGGCUACGUUUGAGAGGGUAGAGUAUGUGGGGGAUCCGGCUAGGAGAGGUGCAGAAGCUCUAGCGGGGGUGUGGGAGAGUCAAAGAGCUUCGCGCAGUCGGUCGCCAUCCCUCCCCAACCCCUCCAACACCGAAUCAUCGUGAUCUUGCAAAUCUUGCUUCAUCUCGCUCUUGACUUCCUUCCCCCCCCC